This is a messenger RNA of Cylindrotheca closterium, 762 nucleotides long. NCBI's taxonomy places the organism in Eukaryota, Bacillariophyta, Bacillariophyceae, Bacillariales, Bacillariaceae. The record is from the annotation of a GenBank genome assembly.
AUGAUGACUACUAAGAACUUUGCUUUCCUUCUCCUUGCAUGCACCUCAUUCGUUGUGGCGCAAAACGCAAACGUCGAACAAGCUAGAAACCUUCGAGCCGAUACCAACAACAUUGAGGAGCGAAGACAAUACCGUCUUCUCAAUGUUGGCCCCAGACCUGUUACACCUGAUACUCCCAUGGAGGACCACCCCGUGAGUGGAAAAGGAAAAGGCAGCAGCAAGGGAAAAGGCGGCAAGGGUGGCAAGGGCGAUAUGGGCUCACCUUCUAGCAAGGGGAAGGGAGGGAAGGGAGGAUCCAUGUCCUCUGGAAAGGGUGGAAAAGGAGGCUCUACUUCAAUGGAAUCAUCUGGCAAGGGUGGAAAGGGUGGAAAAGGAGGCUCCACUUCAAUGGAAUCAUCUGGCAAGGGUGGCAAGGGUGGAAAAGGAGGCUCUACUUCAAUGGACUCAUCUGGCAAGGGCGGAAAGGGUGGAAAAGGAGGCUCCACUUCAAUGGAAUCAUCUGGCAAGGGUGGAAAGGGUGGAAAAGGAGGCUCCACUUCCAUGGAAUCAUCUGGCAAGGGUGGAAAGGGUGGAAAAGGAGGCUCCACUUCAAUGGAAUCAUCUGGCAAGGGUGGCAAGGGUGGAAAAGGAGGCUCUACUUCAAUGGAAUCUUCUGGCAAGGGUGGAAAGGGUGGCAAGGGUGGAAAGGGUGGAAAAGGAGGCUCUACUUCAAUGGAAUCAUCUGGCAAGGGUGGAAAGGGUGGAAAAGGAGGCUCUACUUCA